This is a messenger RNA of Mucor velutinosus, 993 nucleotides long. RefSeq lists its product as uncharacterized. Gene Ontology annotation, molecular function: cellulase activity; cellulose binding. The transcript is spliced from 3 exons. Gene Ontology annotation, cellular component: extracellular region. NCBI's taxonomy places the organism in Eukaryota, Fungi, Mucoromycota, Mucoromycetes, Mucorales, Mucoraceae. The record is from RefSeq and is a predicted model, not a curated record. The coding region runs from base 1 to 993 and encodes 330 amino acids. Gene Ontology annotation, biological process: carbohydrate metabolic process.
AUGAAGUUCACUGUCGCUAUCACUUCAAUCGCUGUUGCACUCGCUCUCAGCUCUUCUGCUGAAGCUGCUUCUUGCAGCUCUGUCUAUGGUCAAUGUGGUGGCAUUGGAUGGAGUGGCCCUACCUGUUGCGAAAGUGGCUCAACUUGUGUAGCUCAAGAAGGCAACAAGUACUAUUCUCAAUGUCUUCCAGGAUCUCACAACAACAAUGCCACAACCACUAAAAAGACUACUACUAAGGCAUCUACAACUACUACCAAAGCUACUACCAAGGCCACUACGACUACCACCAAGACAACCACCAAAACUAGCACUACUGCCGCCGCCACUACUUCCGCUUCCUCUUCUGCUGGCUACAAGGCUAUCUCUGGCGGUAAAUCCGGUAGUGGCUCCACCACUCGUUAUUGGGAUUGUUGUAAAGCUUCUUGCAGCUGGCCCGGAAAAGCUUCUGUCACUGGUCCUGUCGAUACUUGUGCUUCCAACGGUAUCUCUUUAUUGGAUGCCAAUGCUCAAAGCGGUUGUAACGGUGGCAAUGGUUUCAUGUGUAACAACAACCAACCUUGGGCUGUCAAUGAUGAGCUCGCUUACGGUUUCGCUGCUGCAUCCAUUGCUGGUUCCAAUGAAGCCGGGUGGUGCUGCGGCUGUUACGAAUUGACUUUCACCUCUGGUGCUGCUUCUGGAAAGAAGAUGGUUGUCCAAGUUACCAACACUGGUGGUGAUUUAGGUUCCAACCACUUUGAUUUGCAAAUGCCUGGUGGUGGUGUUGGUAUCUUCAAUGGCUGUGCUGCUCAAUGGGGUGCUCCCAAUGAUGGCUGGGGAGCUAGAUAUGGUGGUGUCAGCUCUGUCUCUGAUUGUGCUUCACUUCCCUCUGCUCUUCAAGCUGGUUGUAAAUGGAGAUUCAACUGGUUCAAGAACUCUGAUAACCCUACUAUGACCUUCAAGGAAGUUACCUGUCCCGUUGAAUUGACCACUCGCUCAGGUUGCGAAAGAAAGUAG